Messenger RNA from Nelumbo nucifera (sacred lotus), 2375 nucleotides. RefSeq names its product exocyst complex component sec15A (gene SEC15A). Gene Ontology annotation, biological process: exocytosis; intracellular protein transport; Golgi to plasma membrane transport. Lineage: Eukaryota; Viridiplantae; Streptophyta; Magnoliopsida; Proteales; Nelumbonaceae. Gene Ontology annotation, cellular component: exocyst; membrane. The record is from RefSeq and is a predicted model, not a curated record.
AUGGAAGUGAAAACCAAGAGAAGAGCUGUUGCUGAGAGUGCAGAUACUGGAGAAGGCUUGGUUCUUCUCACUUCAAUUGGGAAUGGAGAGGAUUUGGGUCCUAUUGUCAGGCAUGCUUUUGAAAUGGGGAAGCCAGAGUCUCUCUUGCAUCAACUCAAGAGUGUUGUAAAGAAAAAGGAAGUUGAAAUUGAGGAGCUAUGCAGGCUCCACUAUGAGGAAUUCAUCCUUGCUGUUGAUGAGCUCCGGGGUGUCUUGGUCGAUGCCGAAGAGUUGAAGGGUGAACUCUCAAGUGACAACUUUCGGCUACAGGAGAUUGGGAGCUCUUUGCUUUUGAAACUUGAGGAGCUCCUUGAGUCAUACUCAAUCAAGAAGAAUGUCACUGAAGCUAUAAUGAUGUCAAAGAACUGUGUUGAAAUCCUAUACCUCUGUGUGAAGUGCAAUGAGCAUGUAAGUGAAGGUCGGUUCUAUCCUGCUAUUAAGACUCUUGACAAAAUAGAGAAAGAUUUCUUGCAAGAUGUUCAUGCAAAGACCUUGAGAAGGGUGAUUGAGAAGAGAAUACCAGCAAUAAAAUCACAUAUUCAGAAGAAGGUAUGUACUGAGUUCAAUGAGUGGUUGGUUCAUAUAAGGAGCAAAGCUAGGGAAAUUGGACAAACAGCCAUAGGACAGACUGCAUCAGCUCGUCAAAGGGAAGAAGAGAUGAGGGCUCGUCAGAGGGAAGCUGAGGAGCAAAGCCGUGCAGGGUUAGGUGACUGUGUAUAUAUGCUAGAUGUUGAGGAGAUAGAUGAAGAGUUAAUUCUCAAGUUUGAUCUUACUCCUGUCUAUAAGGCAUUCCACAUUCAUCGUUGUCUUGGGAUCCAAGACCAAUUUCGAGACUAUUACUAUAACAAUCGGAUGAUGCAACUCAAUCUGGACUUACAGAUAUCAUCAGCACAACCAUUUCUUGAAUCCCAUCAAACAUUCCUAGCUCAAAUUGCAGGGCACUUCAUAGUGGAGGACCGUGUCCUACGUACUGCUGUAGGGCUAUUGUCCUCUAAUCAGGUGGAGACCAUAUGGGAAGCGGCUAUUUCUAAGAUCACAUCACUACUGCAGGAACAAUUUUCUCGUAUAGAUACAGCAAGCCAUCUGCUUCUGAUCAAGCACUAUGUGACUCUUGUGGGAGUGACUCUGAAACACUAUGGCUACCAAGUUAGUCCCUUACUAGAGGUUCUUGACAACAGUAGGGACAAAUAUCAUGAGCUUCUGUUAGAGGAGUGUGAGCGCCAAAUGGUUGAUGUUCUUGCAAAUGAUACUUAUGAGCAGAUGGUAAUGAAGAAAGAAUACGAGUACAACAAGAAUGUUUUGGCAUUUCAUCUCCAAACCUCAGAUAUAAUGCCAGCUUUCCCUUACAUUGCACCCUUCUCGUCCACUGUUCCUGAUGCUUGUCGCAUUGUUCGAUCAUUCAUUGAGGAUUCUGUGAGUUACUUAUCUUAUGGGGGCCGCAUGAAUUUCUAUGAUGUUGUGAAGAAAUACCUUGACAAGCUGUUAAUAGAUGUGUUGAAUGAAGCUCUGUUGAGAACCAUCUACAGUGGUACAACUGGUGUUUCCCAAGCAAUGCAGAUUGCUGCCAACAUAGCUGUUCUUGAGAGGGCUUGUGAUCUCUUUGUGCAGCAGGCAGCUCAACAUUGUGGGGUCCCUGUUCGAACAAUUGAGAGGCACCAUUCUAGUUUAAAUGCCAAGGUGGUUCUGAAGACAUCAAGAGAUGCAGCUUAUCAUGCUCUGUUGAACCUUGUUAACUCUAAAUUAGAUGAGUUCAUGGCACUAGAGAGUAUCAAUUGGACGACAGAGGAGGUUCCACAGAACCCAAAUGACUAUGUAAAUGAAGUGGUGAUAUACCUCGACACUGUCUUGUCCACAGCUCAGCAAAUCUUGCCUUUGGAUGCCUUAUUCAAGGUUGGCACUGGGGCACUUGAGCACAUCUCCAACUCAAUCGUCACAGCUUUUCUAUGUGACAGUGUGAAGAGGUUCAAUGCAAAUGCCGUCAUGGGCAUUGAUAUUGACCUGAAGGUGUUUGAGAAUUUUGUAGAUGACAGGUUCUAUACCACUGGACUGAUUGAGAUGACCAAGGAAACUAGGCUAAGAGAUUUCUUGAUAGAAUCUCGACAACUGGUUAACCUUUUAUUAAGCAACCAGCCAGAGAAUUUCAUGAAUCCAGUGAUAAGGGAGAAAUACUACAAUGCACUAGACUAUAAAAAGGUUGCUACCAUUUGUGAGAAGUUUAAAGAUUCUCCUGAUAGGUUGUUUGGAAGCCUUUCAAAUCGAAACCCAAAGCAAAAUGCUCGAAGGAAGUCUAUGGACAUGCUAAAGAAAAGAUUGAAGGAUUUCAAUUGAUAAGACUA